Larimichthys crocea (large yellow croaker) is the source of this 1957-nucleotide messenger RNA. Its product is annotated as glutamate-rich protein 6. The record is from RefSeq and is a predicted model, not a curated record. The transcript has 13 exons. Bases 129 to 1940 code for a protein of 603 amino acids. NCBI's taxonomy places the organism in Eukaryota, Metazoa, Chordata, Actinopteri, Sciaenidae.
UUGAAGUUAGAAGUCAUCAUUAGUGACUGUAAUGGGAUCAGGAAAAUUGUCUUCUGCAACAAUCUCACAGUGUGGAUGAGCCUGAUGCCAAGCUACUGCCGGGUAACGGCGCUCGAACAAUAACAAGAAUGAUACAUAAGGAACUGUAUGAAUAUUCAGUGAGUGCCCUCUUGAGAUUUCGCUUUAGCUUAUCACGUUUUUUAAAAAACAUGAGUGAGUCACCACCCUACGAGAGAGACGCUGCCUCUGCGUCUCCUGAGAGUCCUAAAGAAAAGGACUUUUCCUCUCAACAGCUUCUUUGUGACAACCCGAACAGCCUGGAGGAGCAUGAGGCACAUGAAGAAGACCAGAAAGAUCCUAUUGUUAUUAUGCAAGACAACUGCUCCGGCUCUCCUUCGAAUGCUCAUGUUUCAGGUCCGGUCUCGCCAGAGUUCAUGGAGGUACGCGGGCUGGAUGGAAGAUUCAUUACUUUGGUGAGCUCCCAGACCCAGACAGAUUGGGAAUGGGUGGAGCAAAGUCUCUCUUUCAGCUGUCAAGUUCAAAAGGAAAUUGAAGAUCUGCAGUUGUCGCAGGCGGCGGUGGAGAGCGUGGACACCGACUCUUCGCAGGUACAAAGUCACGGAACAACAGCGCUGUUAUUUUCUGACAUCGAACUAGGAGAGGAAUCGGAGGAUGAAAGUAUGCCAGAGAAAGGAGAUGAUAUAGCUCGUGUGGGGCCGCCUCGUCUCAUAGCAUACAAACCAGAGCCAAGGAAAACUCGUGUCGGAAAGGUUCCAGAGGUUGAGUCUAAACAGGAUGUGCAUCUUGUUCAGUGUGACUAUUGCCAGCAGCUCUGUCAGCCCUUCGUGCACAGCGAACGGUCGGAAAAUGAAACAGACUUUGAGAGGCUUUUUUGUUGUGAGCAAGCCAAACAAAUGACAACGCUUAUCCUGGAAGAGAGAGACAAAAUGGCGCGGAAAGAGUCAGGUAGAAAAAUUGAUGUGAGGUCUCAUGCACCGAUCAUAAGUGAGAGAGAGAGGGAAAGUGCUAAAGAGAAGGCAAAGAAGAGGUUAAGACGUUUGAAGAAAAGAAAACCAAAACCUAAACAAGCUGAACAAGUCAACUUGAAUAUAGACAUAGGCCGUAUUGAGAUCAAACAUAAAACCUUUAGGCUGCCAAAAGAGGUGCCGAACGAUGAGCCCGACAUGCUUCAGAUAAAUAUCAAAACUACUACUGGCAUGUUUACACUGCAAGAAGAGACAGAUGGUGAGCCAAAGGAAUGUUUGAAGCUAAAGGGAGUAAUGAAGAAGUUCUACAAAAGUGGGAAAUGUUUUUGCACCUCGUAUCCAGAUGGAGCGGGUAACGUUUUUUAUCCUUCUGGGAAUGCAGCCAUUAUAAUAUCCUCUGCAGAAGCUGCUGACUUUACUUACAUAAUCUUGGAGGACAAGGACGUGGCGCCCAACAUCAAAGGCAUUUUCACAAAUAAAGGCCACUCCACAUGCUACCAUCCCAAUGGAAUGAUAUGGUUGAAUCUGACCCCUGCUGGAGGUCUCUGCCUCAGUGAGACAGGAGCUUUAAGGAGGCGCUGGAAUUGGUUGUACUUUGACCCGCAUGUACGUAACCUUCCCUUCAAGCCUCUAACCUUUGCCCUGGGCCCAAACAUCAGUGUGCGCAUACACUCACAAGAACACAUGUACAUCACCUUUGCACACCGGCAAAACAGCGUACGCUUCAGUGUUGGGUCAAAGCUUAAGCUCAUGUAUCCAGAGCGCCAUGACAAGCCAGGGCAAGAUGUUCUGGAGAGAUACAUCCAAACGAAGAGCUCGGAGAUUUACUCUCUGCUUGGCCAGAUGCAGACCUGCAUGUCCCUCCAUUACAGUUUCAUUACCCAGACGCAGCAGCUUAGCAGACAAAUGGAAAAGGAGAAGUCACCCAAAGAGAUAAAAACAGAUGUAAAUUAAAUACAGAACUGCUCAGA